Naegleria gruberi is the source of this 750-nucleotide messenger RNA. RefSeq lists its product as uncharacterized. Bases 1 to 750 code for a protein of 249 amino acids. Lineage: Eukaryota; Heterolobosea; Eutetramitea; Acrasida; Naegleriidae. The record is from RefSeq and is a predicted model, not a curated record. The transcript has 2 exons.
AUGGCUAAACUGAUAAAAGUGUUGCUACUCUCUCUUUCUAUGAUAUUAUUAUUCGGAUAUAUUGAAAGCUUUACAAUAAAGAAAUAUCAACUAGCAGAAGCGCUUCAUUUGGCCAUUAAGGAAGGACAAUUGAAAGAAAUUGAUAGAUUACUCAAACAAGGAGCCGAUCCAUAUUAUAGAAUUCAAUAUUUGAUUUCAAGUUGGGAUGCGUUUGAAAUUGCCAUGUUUUAUCAGUCGAUAGACUUUUUCAAACUAUAUACUGCUCACAGAGAACAACUUGUUACACGAUCGUUAUCUGAACAGAAAACUUAUUAUUUGUAUCAGUUUGUUGUCUUUGUGGGAAUUCUUGGCUUGAGUUGUUGUGGAUUGAUUUUAUGGAAGAAAACUCUGACGGAAAAUGAAGAAGGAGAAUACAUUCUGAAUAAAACAUUGGUGGAAUUGGAAUCGAGCAAAAAGAGAUUGAAAGAUUUGGAGCUCCAAAUUGCUGUGUUAAGAGAAAAUAUUGGAAAUGUUUCUGAUACAGAAGAGACGGAAAUUAAAUUGACAGCAGUAGAAGAGUUGCAAGCCAAAUUAGAAGAUGAAACAGAGCAAAAGAGAUGUAUCAUUUGUUUAGAGAAUAUGAAGAAUGCUGCAUUUAGUUGUGGACAUGUUUUCUGUUCAGAUUGUUGUGAGGAAAUUCUUUCAGUUUCUUCAAAAUGUCCUGUUUGUAAAAAAGAAGAUCCAACAAUUCUCAAUCUCUAUGGAUUAUAA